This is a messenger RNA of Perkinsus marinus ATCC 50983, 1041 nucleotides long. RefSeq lists its product as hypothetical. The transcript is spliced from 7 exons. The record is from RefSeq and is a predicted model, not a curated record. Gene Ontology annotation, biological process: protein ubiquitination; rescue of stalled cytosolic ribosome. The coding region runs from base 1 to 1041 and encodes 346 amino acids. Gene Ontology annotation, molecular function: ubiquitin protein ligase activity; ribosome binding. Lineage: Eukaryota; Perkinsozoa; Perkinsida; Perkinsidae.
AUGUAUUCUAGCGAGCCUACCAGAGUCAGAGCAUAUCAUGGUAAAGGCGGCGGCAAGGGGCGUGGGAAGGGCCAUGACCGCCGUCAUGAUGAAGGGGAUGGUCGUCGGGCCUACCAUGGGAAGGGACGUUAUGGUGGGAAAGGGAAGGGCAAGGGCCGAGACGAUAGCAGUCGAUACGAUCCGGAUUACGACAGAGGAGAAUCUAGUAGGAAGAAGGGUGGGGCACGGCAUAAAAUUGACCUGCCCCCACCACUAUCCUUCGCUAGUAGCUUAGUGCUUAAUGAACCUAUCAAGGCCAAUACUACCGAUAAGAUUGAUGAGGAAUGCUCAUUGUGCAUGGAGAAAUUGGUGUAUGUAGCCGUUGGUCAUUGUGGUCAUCACGAUAUAUGCUGGUUAUGUGCAUUACGUCUGCGAUGGUUGAUGAAUGACCACUCUUGCCCUAUGUGCAAAGAGGAUCUCGAUACCUUAGUGUUGGUACAUCGGGAUCAAUACGAUCCCACUAUAUCAUUGGAUACCCUCAUUGCCUCCAAGAAAAGGCCACUCAUGAAAGAUAAGGACCAAUCCGACAUCUAUUACGGUGAUAAGAGGAUCCGGAAAAUAUGCCAGAUGAUAAGACAAUACCGCUGUGGUUUCUGCACCAGCUGGGAUGGUGAUGGAUCGACCGAGGCUGAGAGGGAGGAUAAAUGGGCCUUCCGUACUCUAGGAGAUCUUCGUACACACCUUCGGAAGCAACAUUCCCGAGACUUUUGUACGAUAUGCCUCAAUGAGAGAGAGGUCUUCAUCUUAGAGCAAUACCUGUAUACUACGAUGAACCAUGGGGCUGAUAUCGACCGCCACUGUCGUCGUGGAGAUCCUGAUCUAAGGCCGCCUGUGGACAGUCAUCCUUCUUGUGACUUCUGCAACCCCUCUGGAAGAAAUGAUCACCGUUUCUACUCGGCUGAUCAGCUUACGACCCAUAUGAGGAAGAACCAUUUCACGUGUCAUCUCUGUGAGAGCAUGGGAUGGCGUAAUGAGUAUUAUAAGGAUUACUUUGCCUUGUAA